This is a messenger RNA of Gongylonema pulchrum, 183 nucleotides long. Lineage: Eukaryota; Metazoa; Nematoda; Chromadorea; Rhabditida; Gongylonematidae. The record is from the annotation of a GenBank genome assembly.
AUUGCUAACUUUUUAUAUGAUCUCGAUGCGAAGUUCCGCCUGUUAAAUCUGAAAAACGAUAAUUUGCGUCGUCGAUACGACGUACUGAAAUAUGAUGUCCAGAGAACGGAACAAGUGAUCUAUGAUCUCACAAUUCGAGGUCUGAAACCGUUAGAGGAAAAAUCGGCCGCAGCAGAGUCUUGA